AAUGUCAGUGUUUCACUGAAUAAACAUAGUGCAUCCAUUUAUCAACAGGAUUUGUGGUCAAUUGUUGGAUGUGUUUCUAUUAUUAAGGAUGUUGUGCACUUUUAAAGGACUUGCAAGAAUGUUAUUGUGAUUCUAACAUCCAAAAUUGAUGUAAACUAUCUAGACUGGUAUGCUGAAUUUGCAUAAUAUGAUGUUGACACUGGCAGUGUUUUGCGUUCUCCGUAUUUAGUGUGACUUAUGGUGUCUAAAACAUUACCUAUAUGUUAAUACAAUUAUUUGCAAAAUGAUAAGCAAUAAAUGCAUAUUGCUCAGAAAUAGAAUUAAUUUGCUUGCUUAUAAAAAUAAGUGAACUUGAAUUACAUAAAUGAAAAAUUAGGUCAUUUAAUCCAGCCAUUAAAAGUGUUCUGCAGUACUUAUAUUUGUUACAAAGAUUGACAAUUUCAACCUCUGAAAUCAAAUAAUUCAUUGACAGUGUCAUAUGUUUUACAUUGAAAGGUUCUGUAUUUUAGUGUGUUAAAGGAAUCUGUAAUUUGGUAAAACUCUUUCAAGAUUUAUAUCUUGUACCAUAGAACUUGUGAUUGUAAUAACAGACAUCUCCAAGCUGAGAGUCCAUAUUUGACAGUUAGAACAAAGUUAAUCUAUCCGAACAAAGUUAAACUAUCCGAACAAAAUCAUACAAUACAGGAACUUUGGAUGCAUAUUCCAUGGUCAACUAGAGGUCAUAUUGGAAUGACCUUGACCUCUCUGUUAUCUUUUCAAUGGGUAGAAUAUUACGACCUCAGGACAUUGUACUAGGAGAAAACAUGUAUGAUGCGGGAACGACAAAAAUGGGUCGACUGCGCAAAAUGUUGUCCGGUUUGAGUGACCUAGAUUCUGUGGGAUCUCAGGACUCCAACUUCAGCAAAGAGUCAACAGACCUCUCACUGGAUGAAGAAGGAGAGGCGCUGCGUAAAGAGACCACUAAGCAAGCUUGCGCACAGCUUGAGAAGUCUCGGAGCAAGCCAGUUGCAUUUGCUGUGCGCACGAAUGUGUCCUACGAGAGAGCCGAUUCAGACAACUCACCAGACCCUUCCAAAACAGUGUCUUUCGCUGUCAAAGAUUUCCUUCAUAUUAAAGAGAAAUUCAACAAUGAUUGGUGGAUAGGACGACUGGUAAAAGAAGGUUGUGACAUCGGUUUCAUACCCAGCCCCGCCAAGCUAGAAAGUUUAAGACAGCAGAUCAGCGGGGGUCGCUCAAAAAACAUCCCAGCUAAAGGGUCAGCAUCGUCACCAAAUAUUCCUGUGGAUAAUUUGUUGCGGACAAAUUCCAGGGAAUCAACAACGCCACCCACUCCUGGAUUGGAUGUGGAAAAUGGCUGUGACAGCGUUGAUGACUCAGAUAGUCUGGGAAAUUCCGGCUCAAAGAAAAGUAACCUCACACCAACCAGUGCGACCCCAAGCACAACGGGGACUGCUACCAAAGAAAAACGAAACAGACCUUUCUUUAAAAAGUCUGAGAAUAUUCCUCCUUAUGAGGUAGUGCCUUGCAUGCGACCUCUGGUGUUAAUCGGGCCAUCUUUGAAAGGGUACGAUGUAACUGACAUGAUGCAGAAAGCUCUAUUCGACUAUCUGAAACACCGAUUUGAAGGAAGAAUCAUUAUAACCCAUGUGACGGCGGAUAUUUCAUUAGCGAAGCGUUCCUUGUUGAACAACCCUCACAAGAGAGUUCUGAUGGAACGUGCGAACAGUAGGGCUUCCGGACUUGGUGAGGUCCAAAAAGAGAUUGAGCGAAUAUUUGACCUGGCGCGCGACUUACAGAUCGUUGUCCUAGAUUGUGAUACCAUUAACCAUCCCUCUCAGCUAGCAAAAACCUCUCUUGCUCCUAUCAUUGUCUAUCUUAAGAUUGCAUCACCAAAGGUUUUACAGCGUUUAAUCAAAUCCCGAGGCAAAUCUCAGAGUCGAAAUAUGAAUGUACAGGUUGUGGCGGCUGAUAAACUUGCUCAGUGCUCACCGGAUAUGUUUGAUGUGAUUCUGGAUGAAAACCAGCUAGAAGACGCGUGCGAACACUUGGCCGAGUUCUUGGAGGCAUAUUGGCGAGCGACCCACCCGGUCAACAUAAACCCUCAGUCCCCACGUCGCGAUAUCCAUUCCCCUACACAUCUCUCAAUGCGAGGCCCUCACCUAACUAACCCCCAUUCCCAUUUAUCUCCUCGUUCUCACAGUCUGGAACCCGACGGAGAGGGUACCCAUUUGCCGCGCCGUGGGGCCAGCGAGUAUACCCGCACGACCGAUCGUCAUAAUGACUCCCGUAGUGAUCGCCCACACAGUACCCACGGGCCACAUGGGAGUUCAAGACAUGAACGUUCAGCUCGGGACUCUAAGUCUCACCAUGAUUAUGACGAUAAUUUAGACUAUGAUAAACGUAGUGUUAGUGAUAGAGAAACGUCUAAUCGGAGGAAUUACUCGGGACCUGGUAGUUCGCAUGAUAAAUAUAACGCCUCUCCACACGGAACAAGAAGAGCUAUUGCUCGGGAGGGAACUAUUGAUAUCUAGUAUUUAUUUUGAUGCUUCAACAAUUGUUCUUAUGAUCUAAUGUAUUUUUUUGGCUUGUUUUAAAGUUUCUUCAAAGAUUGAAGUGUGAUUUCUUGGGCAUGAAUUUACAAAAUCAAACUGAACCACUAAGUUCAUAGCAUAUAGUCGAUUACUGUAAAGUUGUGGAUAAUAAAAUUGCUGCCCAAAGAAUUGGGUAAGAAAUCUUCUGAAGAAGGGGUAUCAGCAUUGUUGGCUGUUUGUACAUGAUUGAAGAAAUGAGCUGAACAAAAUAAAAUGGUAAAAGGAGAUUACUAUUUUCAAGAUCAUUGUGCAAAAUCCUCAACCCAUUGAAUAGAAAAUGACUUUCAGAUGAACUUUGGUUUAAAACAAGGCCAUAUUGAGGUGUUGUGAGUAAUUAUUGAUACAGUUAAUGCCCACUUCCUAAUAUUUAACCAUUCAAUUGCUGAGAUUACAGCUGACAAUUGUGUGUUUUAAUGAUAUGUGUAUUCGUUGUUAUUGUUACAGACCAGUUCUUAAUAAUUCUGGGGGUCAUGAAAGUGUGUUAUCUUUACCUACAAGUUGAGAUUGUUACAUUAUAAUAAUGAUGAACUUGACUUGAUAUUCUUGUAAAAAAUAUUGUUAAAUCAAAUUUUCAUAUUUUUUUCUCAUAAAGUCUUUCAAUAGUUGGACAGGUUGGAUACAUGGACCUCAAAAACCAAGAGGCUGUCGGAACCAGGGACAUAUAGGUCCACGGUUGAAACAUAUUGGUUGUGAAGUAGUGAUAUUUAUUAGAGAAUGGAAUAAGAAAGAGGCUGUGAAAAUGCUUUAAAGAAAUGGAUAGAUAGCAGAACGGAAAAUGUAAUAAAACAUGGUGGAAAAAGGGAUGAACUCAAAGGAAUGAACACGGAAAAAGGGAUGAACACAGAAAAAGGGAUGAACACAGAAAAAGGGAUGAACAUGGAAAAAGGGAUAACAUGGAAAAAGGGAUGAACAUGGAAAAAACAGACUCCUAUUGGAAGAAAAUAACCGUAUUUGAAAGACUGUGACUAAAUACAAAUGAUUUGCAACUGAAUGCAACAUCAUAUAAUGGUUUGUCAUACAGAAUGGAUAUUGUGACGAUUUUGUAAGACGCAAAUCACUUACUGAUUCUGAAUCCACAGUUAGGGAUUAGGAAAUAUGUUGUGUGUGGACACACUGGUACAUUUUUGUCUUGUAUUUAAGGUUCACCUGUCAUUUUUGCUUAGAACAAAAUGGUAGAUGUUUAUGAAAUGAUAUGCAUUUUAUGGCAAGAUUAAUAGGAACAUGAUUUAAUGAAUUGAGAACACAUAUGAUAGUUUUAAGAUUUAAGUCCGAGUCAAUAUUAAACUCUUCAUUACAUGUGAACAUUGGUCUCCAGUAUGAAAUCUAACUAAUAAAAACUGUCUACAACUUUUUCUGCUUGAUUGUUUUUUUCAAAAAAGAGUGAAACGUAUACAGAUUACAAUCAAUACAGGCGUUGCUUGUUUGAGUAAAUUAAAUAGUAUAGAGUCUCAAAGGGGCUGAACGACAAGAUUAGAGGCUGCAAGUUGGAAUAUUUAUGAUUGGUUAAUCAAUGUAGAUAAAAGGGUUGAUUGGCCUUUGAGGUGUGUUUUAUUAUGAAAUUUUACACAUUUUUAUAAAUCUAUAAUAAUCAAACCUGAUUUGGGUUACAUUUGUUACAAUUAAAUAUUGAAGUGUGUAUAAACUGUAUGAUAGUCCUACAUACUUUCACUGUUUUGUUUGUGUAGCCUGGUGAGUCUCAUUCAACUGUUGAUAAAUGUUAUAAUUGUGCUCUGUGAAAAUGUUUGAUAAACUUUUGUUUUCCAUUUUAAAGGGACUUGUUUUACAUGUAUAAGGUCAUAGACAGUUCUUUUGUUAAUAGUUUUGAAAUGUGACAGAUAAUGCUCUAUUUGCCAUAAAGAGUAGGUAAUGCUGUUGAAAAUUGAAUCAUUUUAGGAAGAAAAAAAAUCGGAUUAAAAAGUUACUGCUGUUAAUUGUUUGUUCAUAAAAAAACAAAUAAGUUUAAAAACAAGUUUGCCAACAUUAAAUCUGUGAUGGAUGUUUUAAGUAACUGUUAAAGUAAGGGUGUGAAAUGUUGUUUGAAUGAUCAUUUAGGGAAACAAAGUCUUUACAAAAUUGGAAUCAUAGAACAUGUUUUUGAAAAUAUUGAGAUAAAAUUUUGAUAUGAUAAAUAUCCAAAUCGGUCAAAUUGAAUGAAUAUUUACAACAUAUUAAUAAUUUAUCUUCCAAAUCGCUUUUAAGUUAGAAUGACAUACAACUGCCACAAAUAUUAAUUUUAAAUGAGAGCUCUUGCAGGCCAAGAGUAAAUGGUGACCAUUGACAGAUCUAUUUACAGUUGUAGUUUGUGAAACAAGAAAUUGGUGAACAUAAUUGGUUUAAAGAGUAUUUAUUUUAAACAAAUCAGGAAUUCUAUGAAUAAAAAUGAUAUCAGUCAAGGAUUGAAAAUAACUGUAGCGACAUAAUACAAAUUGUACUACCAAUCAUUGAAGGUGCCUUGUUUUCAAGUGCACUAACAAAAACACCACAAAAGUAUACAUUAUUUAUGGUGGUUGAUUAAGAUUUAUCAGUGAAAUAAAAAUCAUAUUUCAUAAUCAUAUUUCAUUGUUUAAAAUUGAAAAAAUCAAAUUGAAACAAUGAAAUAUCACUUAUUUUUUUCACUUACUAGAAAUUUUAGCAAAUUCAGCUAUCCAAAUCAAACAUGAGCAGGCACACUGGUGAUAAUAUCACUCAGUGAAAUAUAUUAUGAGCUUACCAUGAAACAAACAAUUAUCCUUUAUUAUUCAACUGAAGAAGAUGUUUUUGUAUUCUAUUUAAAUUUUUGCCUUUUGCCCAUUACAAUUUUUUGCACCAAUAUUUCAGACUAUUAUUAUGUAAGGGUAUUUAUUAGAAGCAGAUGUUGAGGUUUUGCAUGAGGUGACAAUUAUGGAGUGUUUAUGUAGUCACUAGAGAUAUUAUUAAACAAGUUUAAAAAAAAAAUAUGAGAAGUUUGGAUACUUUACUGAUAGAAGUAAAAACAGUUAAUUAAAUUUUGUAUUGAAUGACCACAAAUGUGUUAAUCUAUUAAAAUCAUAAGUUCAUAACUAUUUAUUUAAAGAUGUAUUCAUUUAAGACUUUGAGGCAGAGUUAUUUUACAAGUUGCAUAUACAGAAUAUAUAAAAAUGUUAUUGCAUAAUGGCGACGCCAUUUAUUUAUUUAUCUAAUUUUAUUUGUGUGAAAUGGUUGUCAUUUGUAUACAUUCUAAUUAUACAUAAUAUAUGGGUGUGCAAUCUGUUGAUACAUUCAUUAUACAAAGAUCUACUCAAUUUGUUUUCAUUUUCUGUUACAAAUGGAUUGUGCAGUACAGCUAAUACUUUCACUUUUGUUGUUUACAUGUAUAUUUAAAUUAUUUGAAUGAUUGAUAAUAUAUAAUAUUGGAUGUUAAAUGAAUUUUGGGGUAAGUUAUUGGAUGGAAACUCCGCUAACUGUUUUUAAAAAAUGUUAUUGUUUGCUUAUAUUAUUAAGACCAUGUUUUUUAUUAACAUCUUCUAUUACACUGAAAUACCUGGAUAUACUUCAGUUUACAUUUUAUUGGCAUUAUUUCUGCUGUAGUGGACUUAAUGUUUGAAAUGAAAAUUAUACAUUUUCUGAAUACUUGAUUUAAUAAGAAUAUAAGGGCUCAUCUGAUCAACUAUUACAGAAGUAAAAGCUUAUUUGGUUAGUAUUGGCAAAGGUUUUUUGAAUGUAUGUCUUAAACUAAUAACUCAUUAAAUGAAAUUCUUGAUAUUAAAAUUAAUGAUGUUUUGUUUUAGGGUUAUUUUGUUGCAUGGCAGUUGAUAAGAUACCCAUGGUGUUAUGUCAAGUAUGCUAACCUUAUACUACAUUUAAAACAAUACUUGUGUUUUUGACCUCUGUUUGUGUCUUGUUUACUAUGGAAUAUUUUGAAUUAUACGGAGUAUGUUAAUUGCAGAAUUGAAUCUCAUUUGUUUGUUUAAACCAUAGCUACAGUGUUUUUAAUUAGAUGACUAAAAGUAUAAUGAAAAACUGAAUGAAUGGAUGGACGAUUGAAUGAAUGGAUGGAUGGAUGGAUGGAUGGAUGGAUGGAUGGAUGGAUGGAUGGAUGAAUGAAUGAGGCUAUUUUCAUGUUCUGUGUUUGGGGAAAACUUAGCUCAUCAUUAAGGAAACAGGAUUGAAAGUUUUUCAUUCAGUCUAUUCUACAGUUAAUAAGUUAACGUUUUUACUAGACUAUUGCAUUCUAGAUUGUAAGACGUACCUUGAAAUGCAAUUUGAACUGCGUUGAAAACCAUUUCAAUGGGAGUAUAUGGUCCUUUCCCAAGGUUUUGGCCUCAAUACCGAACAACAGCUUUUGAUUAAGAUUUUUAGUCUCUGAUCAUCCCUGCUGAGUGUAUGGCAUCUUAUUUCACAAACAGGCAAAUCUUUGAAAAUUAAUUGUCUGUGUGAUGAUUCAUUGUUGGAAAUAAACUGUAAUAUUUCUGGUAGGACAAUCUUAACAACAUAUGAGCUUAUGAGGGUAUUUGAAUAGGGUUUGUGUGCAGUAAACAUUUAAACAACAGUAUACAUGCAUUUGGAUAACAGUGUCUCAGGGCUGCUUUGUACAGAUAACGUAAUUAGCGUUAUGAACUGAAAACUAUUUCUUACUUUGAAAUACGGUAAUAAAAUGAAACUUUACCAUUCAUCAAAGUGUACCAUUUACAAUUAUUUUGCCAAUUUCAAAGGACCAUUUUACAAAGAUAUGAAGGACAAAUAACAUUCUUACUUUGUUUCAAUAAUAUUUUUGCCAAGUUUUGGGUCAAGUCAAGUCAGUAUACAAUUUUGUCAUUUUUCCAGUAUAAGCAACAUGUUGACAGUUCUUCAAGAACAUUAUAGCAAGUUGUGAAGAAUUUUUUACGAAGGUUUUAAGUACAUUAUUCUAAGUUUUCCCCAAACAUUGUGAUUUUUUUCUCUCCUGCACCCUUUUUUCCUGUCUCUACAAAAAGGGGGUGUAAAUAUCCCUAGCAGCCUUUGUACCUUCACAUACAACAUUAUAUGUUAUUAUUCUUGUGUUGGAAAUUGUAAAUAUUAAAAGUUUUUUAUCUCCUAACCAGA
Molecule: messenger RNA, 7631 nt
Organism: Mya arenaria
Lineage: Eukaryota; Metazoa; Mollusca; Bivalvia; Myida; Myidae
Product: voltage-dependent L-type calcium channel subunit beta-1-like
Exons: 11
Coding region: 759-2531 (590 amino acids)
Biological process (GO): calcium ion transmembrane transport; neuromuscular junction development; regulation of voltage-gated calcium channel activity
Cellular component (GO): voltage-gated calcium channel complex
Molecular function (GO): protein binding; high voltage-gated calcium channel activity
Source: RefSeq, a predicted model, not a curated record